AUGACUGUUUAUUUUUUCCAUGUAGGCUGUUACAAGUUCUGUCAUACCAGCAAGAUGUCUUAAUUUACAAGAAUAUCAAAGUAAAAAGUUAAUGGAAAGUUAUGGUGUCAAUGUGCAAAGGUUUAAAGUGGCUGAAAAUGCAAAGGAUGCAGGAGUUCAGGCACAAGAACUGUUGAACACAAUAGCAUCAGAACUUGUAGUAAAAGCCCAGAUUUUAGCUGGUGGUAGGGGGAAAGGAAAAUUUUCAAGUGGACUUCAAGGAGGUGUUCAUCUUACAACAAAAGCGGAUGAGGUUAGUUCACUCAUUAAAAAGAUGCUGGGUCAUACACUAACUACAAAACAAACUGGUAAGGAUGGUGUAAUCGUUAAAAAGGUCAUGAUAGCAGAGGCCCUUGAUAUUGAGAGAGAAACCUACUUUGCUAUUUUGAUGGACAGAACGUUUGAUGGUCCUGUCAUGGUUGGUAGUCCGGCUGGUGGUGUUGAUAUUGAGGAAGUAGCUAAAAAUUCUCCUGACCUUAUAUUCAAGAAACCUAUUGAUAUCACAGUUGGCAUUACAGAAGACAUGGCACUAGACAUGGCUGCUAAUUUAGAUUUUGAUGCUGAAAAAAGAACAGAGGCUGCAAGGCAAAUCCAGAAUCUCUAUAAACUAUUUAUUGGUGUUGAUGCAACACAAGUGGAAAUUAACCCAUUUGGUGAAACGCCGGAUGGAAGAGUUGUUUGUUUUGAUGCCAAGAUGAACUUUGAUGAUAAUUCUGAAUUCCGACAAAAACAAGUCUUUUCUAUGGAUGAUGAAUCAGAGACUGAUCCUAGAGAGACUAGAGCUGCUGCAUGUGGUCUUAAUUAUGUUGGAAUGGACGGAAAUAUUGGGUGUCUUGUAAAUGGAGCUGGACUUGCCAUGGCAACAAUGGAUAUAAUAGAUUUAUAUGGAGGUCAUCCAGCAAAUUUCCUUGAUGUUGGAGGUGGUGUUCAAGAACAUCAAGUAGUAGAGGCAAUUGACAUUAUUACCUCUGAUCCUCAGGUUAAAGCAAUUUUAAUUAACAUAUUUGGAGGUAUUGUAAACUGUGCGACAGUAGCAAAUGGUUUGAUAACAGCAUUGCAAGGUAUUAAACUUGAAGUACCUCUGGUUGUCAGACUAGCAGGGACAAACGUUGAUGCAGCUAGACAAAUAUUAGAUAAUAGUAAUCUUCCAAUUGUAUCAGCCUCUGACCUGGAUGAUGCUGCACAAAAAGCUGUAGAGAUGCUCAUGAGUGAAUCACAGUGAAAUGGUGGACAUUAUAUAGAAUAUAAUGAAUUGAGACAUUUUGUCUCGUAUAUUGGUGCAUGUAUAUAUAUAUAUUUGGGAAGUGUGACAUAAAAACUGCUAAACUAUGAUACCAACCAGUUACUUUAUUUAGGUUAUGAUAUGAAAGGCUCUGUCAUGUAAUC
Saccoglossus kowalevskii is the source of this 1425-nucleotide messenger RNA. Its product is annotated as succinate--CoA ligase [GDP-forming] subunit beta, mitochondrial-like. Gene Ontology annotation, molecular function: ATP binding; metal ion binding; succinate-CoA ligase (GDP-forming) activity. Gene Ontology annotation, biological process: succinyl-CoA metabolic process; tricarboxylic acid cycle. The record is from RefSeq and is a predicted model, not a curated record. NCBI's taxonomy places the organism in Eukaryota, Metazoa, Hemichordata, Enteropneusta, Harrimaniidae. Gene Ontology annotation, cellular component: succinate-CoA ligase complex; mitochondrion.